AUGAAGACGAUUCUUCUAUCGGUCUUGUUUUUCGCCACGUCGAUCUUUGGGCAGACUACCAAUGAUGAUUUUUUGAAGAAACCGCACGUCCUUCCUAGCGCCGAACGCGCUCUCCACGCUGUCUACCACGAACUUGAUAGCAAAAUGUCUGGCACUAGAAAUCAGCCGAUGUUCGGACAACUCUACGUGGCACUCAUCGAGGAUCAAUUCACUUUUGGUGGGGAUCUGGACGAGUGGCCAAAGGAGUUGUUCAAAAAUAAGAACAGAGGAUGCAAGCCGUUCAUGGGUGCCAAUGUUCAUCAUAUGUGUGAUGAUGCCUUCUUCUUGGUUCAUCAGGAUAUGGUCAAACUUCAAAAGACGGCUUUUGAUUCGAGUGGUGGAAUAGAUCCGGAUCUGAACAAGGUCUGCAACAAAGCUACCAGUGGAUUCAACCUCGGAGUUGAUAAGGAUAAUCUGUUGUACAGAUACAGUCACAGAAUUCCAAUGACCUAUAAGGGAAGCGUCUACGAGAACAAGUGCUUCGGAACCUACGACACCCGUACUGACACGUUCACCUGCAUGCAGUACAAGGACAACAAGUUGAGACCUUUCGAACUUCAGAACUUUUUGUGGAGCGAGAACGAUGGAAAGUACGCACGCGGAAACGGAAAUGUCGAGGUGUUUUGCAAACAAUUGCACUAUACUGGAAACUAA
Molecule: messenger RNA, 693 nt
Organism: Caenorhabditis briggsae
Lineage: Eukaryota; Metazoa; Nematoda; Chromadorea; Rhabditida; Rhabditidae
Exons: 4
Coding region: 1-693 (230 amino acids)
Source: RefSeq, a predicted model, not a curated record